Messenger RNA from Carassius auratus (goldfish), 2721 nucleotides. RefSeq lists its product as uncharacterized. The coding region runs from base 43 to 618 and encodes 191 amino acids. The record is from RefSeq and is a predicted model, not a curated record. NCBI's taxonomy places the organism in Eukaryota, Metazoa, Chordata, Actinopteri, Cypriniformes, Cyprinidae. The transcript is spliced from 5 exons. Gene Ontology annotation, molecular function: transmembrane signaling receptor activity. Gene Ontology annotation, cellular component: plasma membrane.
AGAAUAUUCUUCACUUAUUAUUAUGGAAUAUUUGAAGUAAGAAUGACAAAGCUGAGAAUGAUGGAUGCUGGCAGAUACAGAUGUGGUGUCCGUGGCAUCCCUGCCACAUAUCAAUAUGUUCAAGUUACCGUUUCUGAAUUAUCACGUUACAUCGGAGUAAACACAGUUCCUCUCUUGCCAAAAUUCUCCAUCAAACCAUCAGUCUGGCCCUCUACUUCUCCCUCUCCCUCUAUGCCAACUGUUUCUGAGGAUGACAAAGAUAAACGAAGUGACAGCUGGAGAGCAUCCUACACAUUAGCUGCAGUUUUAAGUGUUCUGCUGUUUGCUGUCAUCUCUGCGACACUGCUCGUGUACCGUCUAAACACCAGGAAGAAGAAAUCCACAGGUAAAAGUGAAAUUUGUGGUUCUCCUAACGUCUCCAAGGAGCAGAAUGCCAUCAUCUACUCUAUGGUGGAGUUUAAGCCCCACCAGGAUCCAUCUGAACUUUAUGCCAAUUUACAGAUGCACAACCCAAAAGACGCUGAUUUUUCUUCAAACUCUAAUGUCACAGUAGAGGAAAGUGUAGAAUAUUCCACUGUUAUGAGAGCACCAUGUAAGGUCCGCCCACUGGUCCAAUGACGGUAGCCAAUGAUCCGGUAGAAGGAUUCUUGCGCGUUGCUGUCUUUCCUUUCAUAUAACGCAAUGAUAUCAGAUUAAAUACAUUUUUCUUUACAUGUUUACCUCUUUUAUUCAUCUGACUCCAAAAAUGAAAAGGGUUAGAAGAGAUGUUUGAUGUAUAUUAAAUUUAGGUGUAUGUUUGACAAUCCUGUUUUACUUUCACAUUUCUUUUUACUCGUUCAUUAGGAAUCUAUGUCGCUCAGGGUGCCCCACGACGGCCGUUCUUGCGUGUGCCCCACGAUCACAAUCUCGCCAGUCUCAACAGUAGUCAGAGGUUAUGACUAAUACUAUUUAAUAGGUUACCUAUACUUACCAUAUUCUAAAUAGUAUUUCCGUUUAGUUCCCCUCAGCUACCCAUGUACAACUUAGUUAAAGCUCAAAACAAUAAUCAGCGGUUCUGCUAGUACUGUCUGUCUAGUCCCCCCCCGACAGUCAUAUAACUCGUACAACUUGAUCAAAGCUCCAACAAUAAUCAGCGGUUUAUGCUAGCACUAUCUGUCUAGCCCCCGACAAUUAUAUAACUCCGUACAACUUAAUUAAAGCUGAGACAAUAACCAGCGGUUAUGACCAGUACUUUUACUGGUCCCCCAUAGUUAAUGCAACUGAGUACAACUUAACUAAAGCCAAGCGGUCUAGCCAGAAAUCUAAAACCUCACCUGAUGUGCCCUAUGCUCCAUCUAGUCUGAGUUCUAGUAUGCACUUAACCCUGGACGCAGAUUUGCGGAAACAUAGCCUUCACUUAAUCUACUUGAGAAAAUAAUUUCAGGACAACCAGAAUAAAAUCAAACAUAACAAUUUAUUAAUCAGGUAAUCAAAGUAAUAAUUCAAAAUCCAAUUCAAACAAUAUAAAAAACACUAAUCAAUCACAAAUAAACAUUCAAUAAUACUGAGAUGAGAGAAUGUAAAAGUUACCUGAUAAUUCAGAGCUACGCACAGCAAUUAUGCGGGAUAUCUGUUUACAGAUUCCCUGAGCUCUUUGUCACCUUCCCUUAUAUCUCCAGCAGGACCCCAGAAUUGCCAAAUGGUAUUUAUUGCAGGGGUUUAGCAUAUUACCCUUUGAAGAUUGGUUUCCUUGGUUUCUAUGGGAGGCUGUAUUUACAUACUGGAGGUAAUUUGUGUGAAAAACCUGGGAGUAGUCUGUUUAUAAUGUUUGUGGUUACCUGUUCUAUUGUUAAGAGAAUGAGACCCCUUUUACCAGACACACAGAGACCUUUUGUAAAACAUGAGACACGAAUUAUUGCAUUGUUAUAAACUCUGAGUUUCAGUGUUUCCUGUUAGGAGGGAGUGGGCAAAAGGAGUGAAAUGUUUAUGCAUAUGGUGUGGGCCAUUUGUCUGUCCCUCUCAGUUGGGUGUGUUGCUUCAGACUUGCGAGACAGGAUCUAGGUGUUGGGUCUCAUGAAAGUUCCCUGCUGUGAUGUUUUAUCUGAUCCAGUCAAAACGGCAUCAAUAACCUUACAACCACCAUAAACAUUGGCAAUAAUUGUGUUCUAUGUUUUCAUUGCUUUGAUUUGUUUUUUGUUUGCUUUUGUUUUCUUGAGAUAUUAUUUUCUUAUAAGAUUUUUUUUAAAAACAAUAUUAUUAAUUCAACACUGUACUGAUACAGCAUAAGUAUUUUAUUCUUGAAAAUGUAAUUAUGAUGAUAAAUGCCGGAAAAUUUCUAUAGAAGUAAAAUGUAUUAUCUAAAAAAUAUUUGACUUACAUGGGUGAUUGACCUUUAAGGGCAUAGAAACACACAGGAUGACAACUUGUGAUGCAAAAAUUAUAAUUGCAAUAAUUUUAUUUUGGAUGAACAGAGAAAGUUUCAGUUAUGAAACAUGUAACUAGAUGUUGAAAGUCAGUGGAAACCAGAUUUUGCAAUUCUUUAUUUCUUUAUCUAGCAGCAGUUAUCCGUCAAAAUCUAAAGAGUGAGGCAACAUAAAGAUGAGGUGAAGCAUGUCAUGUGUAAUACAUUAUGUUAGUAUUGAAUAGGAUUUAAGGGACACUGGGUUAAUCGAGGUCACUCAAAUGAAUCAACACUAGGCCUACCACCUUCCACAAACAGUACCAAUAAAUUCUGCAAUGAUA